This is a messenger RNA of Angiostrongylus costaricensis, 1944 nucleotides long. NCBI's taxonomy places the organism in Eukaryota, Metazoa, Nematoda, Chromadorea, Rhabditida, Metastrongylidae. The record is from the annotation of a GenBank genome assembly.
AUGUGCCAAAUGAGCGCAGCAGAAACAGGGAGUCCAUUUCCUGGGUCCACCUACGUCUCAGGGAAGCAAAGGUCGCUUUUGACCGGUGAUGCGAUCCUGUACGCGAUCGGAGAGGAGAACGUUGAAGCGGUCGAGAUCAUUGUUGAGCACUUGGAGAAAAUCGACAAAUUCAAUCCCGAAAACCAGGGUGUCGAAAUCAACGAGCACUCAGCUUUUACGCCUGACAUGACCCCGAUUAUACUCGCAGCACAUAAGGAUAAUUACGAGUGCAUAAAGCUUUUUCUGGACAAGAAGAGCACAGUGCCACACCCACAUGACAUCCACUGCUCUUGUCAGGACUGUGUAACGGCCCGUGAGGAGGAUUCGUUACGAUUGUCUCGAUCGAGAAUCAACGCGUACCGUGCUUUGACGUCCCCUUCGCUGAUUUGCCUUUCGGCCAAGGAUCCUAUUCUUUAUGCUUUCGAAUUAUCAUGGGAACUUAGACGGCUGUCCUACAUCGAAAACGAGUUCCGAUCCGAAUAUCAGGAAUUGUCGCAGAAAUGUCAGAAGUUCUCAGUCAACAUGCUGGAUCAAAUACGAGGUUCAAAAGAAUUGGAGAUAGUUCUCAAUCACACCACAAACGCUUGGCAGGAGGUUCAUCUUCUAAUGACAUUCUUUGAUUCCCUUGUUCUUUUACUCAUGGCUAGUCAACGAAUUGACAAAAUCGACAACAUGUUCCGUGAGGAGAAUGCGCCCGAUAGGAAGGAGGGUAGAGGACCACCACCGACUCCAGUCGAAGUAGCGAUCAUCAUUUGGGUGCUGGGAUUGAUUUGGGUGGAAAUUAAGCAGUUAUGGAAUAGUGGGCUGUAUGACUAUUGCAAUAAUCUAUGGAAUAUUCUCGACUUCAUCACCAAUUCACUUUAUCUCUCAACAGUCGCUCUACGUGCAGUUGCUUAUUAUCAAGUCAACCAAGAGAUGAACAAUCCACAAAUGCAACACAUUGGACGAUUCCUUCAACGAAGAGAGUGGGACGCCUGGGAUCCAACACUGGUCAGCGAGUGCGUGUUCGCCACUGCGAAUAUUUUCUCUUCUCUGAAGCUCGUCCACAUUUUCACUGUAAAUCCAUAUUUAGGACCACUGAAGAUAUCAUUAGGUCGAAUGGUGAUCGACAUUCUGAAAUUCUUCCUAGUAUAUGCACUGGUGCUUUUUGCGUUCGCAUGUGGACUUAAUCAACUCCUUUGGUAUUACGGCUCCAUGAGGAAGCAGGAAUGCCGUCAAUACAAGGAUUUCCUAGCGAAUCCGACAUCGAUGAUGAACGCCGCUAAAGUGGAAUCACUCAGAGACAGUUGCGACCCAAAAUACAGAAGCGUAUCGAGCAUUUACUACACAUCGGAGACGUUGUUCUGGGCGAUGUUUGGUUUAAUUGAUCUUUCUCAUUUCUCACUUAAGGAGGCUCAUUACCUUACUGAAUGGACGGGCAAGACUAUUUUUGGCAGUUAUUCAUGCUGUUCUAUUAUUGUGCUGCUUAAUAUGCUGAUUGCUAUGAUGAGCAACUCCUACCAAUAUAUCUCUAAUCAAUCCGAUAUCGAAUGGAAAUUCGCUCGUAGUAAGCUCUUCAUUGAGUAUUUCGACGACACCGCCACGCUCCCGCCUCCAUUCAACAUUAUCCCAAGUCCGAAGAGCUUCUACUACGGAUUGAAAUGGAUAUGUGAAAGGUACUGCAACUGCUCAAAAGCGAAGCAAGUCGGAAAGCAGCGCAGUAUGAGGUUCGUCACAAGGAAUCUCGUCCAGCGUUACAUUGCGCAGAUGCAACGAGUCAAACAACGAAACGAAGGUGUCACCGAAGACGAUGUCAACGAAAUCAAACAGGAUAUCAGUGCCUUUCGCUAUGAACUGCUGGGGAUAUUGCGCUCAGCAGGCUUUAACACUGGUCAUACCGACAUCAACCAGAAGACGCACUGUUAG